Dreissena polymorpha is the source of this 2605-nucleotide messenger RNA. Its product is annotated as ufm1-specific protease 2-like. The record is from RefSeq and is a predicted model, not a curated record. Bases 7 to 1791 code for a protein of 594 amino acids. Lineage: Eukaryota; Metazoa; Mollusca; Bivalvia; Myida; Dreissenidae. The transcript has 14 exons.
UACUGUAUGGUACAGGUUUUAAAGGCCGAUGUUUUGACCACAGCGAAAAUGACUACGUGUGUCAAAAUUUCACAAAAAAUUACGGAAAAUUGUAAAGACAUCAACUCUGGAUGCAAGCUUGUUUUUGGCGUACAAUCCAGCACUACCAGCUAUGUUUUAGGCUGUGUCAGUGUAUCGGAAGAUCCUGUUAAGAGGCUGAAUUAUGUACACACUUUAUUACCUGGAGGAGUUCAAGUCUUGGGAAUUCUAUCGGCUGAUGCAGAUCCAGUUUCAAAACACCGAGAUGUUCUUAAUUGUAUUGACCAAGAGACCUCCAGGCUAAUAAUAACUGUGAAGAAGGGCCAGACCCAGAUAGACUCUGUGCAUGAGUUCAGUGCUGAUGGCGACUGUGUGCAGCUUCAGUGGACCCUGGAGCACAUAGACCUCCCCUCCAUCUGUGUGGUAGCCAGAACGAGAUGCCAAAUCUCACUGGCAUUUCCACUCCCAGAGAAAGGAAAGUGGCAAGACAGUUUAAAUACUGCAAUCGAAAAUAUCAAAACAGGCAUAGCAUCACAAAGUACAAUGUUCCGUUUAGAACAAGCGAAUGUGUUGCUAUGCAGUUCUGGUUGCUAUGGGUUACCAGAUGAUAGUAGUAUUCAUUCUCUUGUUGACAUGGUUGGCGAUGAAAACGCAAUCCAAACAAGACGUAAAGAAAAGAAACAGGUGACACUGUUAUUUGAAGUCUACACAGAUAUGUGCAAUGGCUGUUCCGAAAAAGUGCCCUCCUGUUCCCCAGUCAUCAGUUAUAAAACAGGGCCAGUAAAGGUUACCAAUCUUUUGUUGAACCUGGACACAGUGACAUUGUUACCAACAAGUGCUCACAUAUCUGACGUAUCUAAGGGGCUCUCAGUGAGUCUUCAGAGACAGCUGGUUGCUAUGGAAACAUGUAUCUCACAGCACAGCAAGUUGAAGUCAUUUGUGAAGCCCAAGUCCUACCACUGCAAGCCUCUUCUGUCUGACUGUGUGUUCUCUGUCAUUUACCCUGACAGCUUCGACAACAAACAACUCGAGUUGGAGCGAAAGCAGCUACAUGAAUGUCUUUGUUUCGCGCUGGAUCGGCCGCUAUUCCGUCGUGUAAAUCGUUUUACUUUCCCUGGUAGUCAUGACAACACUGGGGGGUAUCUCGUGAAUGUUCAUGAACAUGUACCAAGGUCAAAAGUGACUGGUGGCACAAUGUGUUGUGUUCAGGGCAGCUACACCUAUCACCACUACAUGCAGGACAGGUUUGAUGACAAUAAGUGGGGGUGUGCGUACCGCUCCCUCCAGACCCUUGUCUCCUGGUUUCGUCUCCAGGGUUACAAUGACACCGAGAUACCUUCCCAUCACACCAUUCAGCAGACCCUUGUGGACAUUGGGGACAAGGAGCCCAGCUUUGUUGGUUCCAGAAAGUGGAUCGGUUCCAUGGAAGUCAGCUUUGUUUUGGAUACUCUGCUGGGGGUGACCUCCAAAAUCUUGUCAGUGAGUUCAGGGGCGGAGAUGUCAUCCAAAGGGAGGGAACUCCAGUCUCACUUUCAGACCCAGGGGACACCAAUCAUGAUCGGUGGAGGUGUUCUUGCCCACACCAUCCUCGGUGUGGACUAUGAUGAAGUGACAGGCAAUAUUGCCUUCCUCAUUCUCGACCCACAUUACACAGGCGCGGAGGAGCUGAAAAUCAUCGUUGAUAAGGGCUGGUGUGGAUGGAAAGGUCCAGACUUCUGGGACCAACAUGCCCACUAUAACAUGUGCCUGCCGCAGCGACCCUGUGUCAUAUAGCACACAAUGGACCAUCAUGCCCACAAUAACAUGUGCCUGCCCCAGCGACCCUGUGUCAUAUAGCACACAAUAGAUAUGGAUAUAAACACAUGGAUCUUUGUUCUGGGAAAACUAGGCUUAAUAAAUGUGCUUACAGUGUUUUCCCCGAUUAGCCUUGGCAAUCUGCACUGGCUAAUCAGGGAUGUCACUUUCUGCUAUAAUAGUAUUUUCGUCAAAGGAAGUCUCUAAGAGAAAAUUCCGUCUAGGCUGUAAGUGGUGUCCCUGAUAGGCCUGUGCAAACUGUGCAGGCUAAACUGGGAUGACACUUUAUGCCCAUGCAUUAAGCCUAGUUUUCUGAAGACAUAUAGCACACACCGGAUUUAGCAAUCUUGGUAGAGGAAGAUUGGUAUAGAACUCUUGUGAGAUUGUGUGAUAUAGAAAACAUGGAAGUUGAAAAGUGAAAUAUUACAGAUGUAGAGUUUGUGUUUUAUAGAAAACAUGAGACAGUGCAGUUGAGGUUUUUACUUCACACUCUGGGUCAAAUGGAUAGAGUAAUGUGUGUUCUUUAGAUAAAGUGAUGUUUAACCUUAGCAUUAAAAGUGCACUAUUGAAAAAAAGAAAGAAACGUUAUGAUGUUUUAGUUCAAGAACUUGUUUAACAUUUACACAGAAUUAAACUGAAUUUGUAGUGAAUGAUGUGAGCAUGGCUUAUCAAAGACAACACUUUCACCUUUCAUACAGAUUUUUCGUUUAAAGGAAGUCUCUUCUUAGCAAAAAUCCAGUUAUGGUGAAGUGUUGCCAGGAUUAGCCUGUGCAGAAUGCAUAGGCUAAACAUA